Oenanthe melanoleuca is the source of this 3207-nucleotide messenger RNA. It is a transcript of the gene TAF1A, whose product is annotated as TATA-box binding protein associated factor, RNA polymerase I subunit A. Gene Ontology annotation, biological process: transcription by RNA polymerase I. Lineage: Eukaryota; Metazoa; Chordata; Aves; Passeriformes; Muscicapidae. Gene Ontology annotation, cellular component: RNA polymerase I transcription regulator complex. The transcript is spliced from 10 exons. The record is from RefSeq and is a predicted model, not a curated record. Bases 1537 to 2934 code for a protein of 465 amino acids.
AUAAGUCACUGCCUUUAUUGUGCAAUAAUGAGUAGCUUGCAAUUGAUACAUAUACACAAGUUUACCCCUGCAACUGUCAAGUAUUUCCUACAAAUUCAAAUAUUUCAGGGUAAUUAUGUAGCCAUUAUUAACAUACCUAGCUAUCCUCAAUGUGUGAAAGAAAAAUAUUUCACUUAGUUCCAUUAAGACAAAGCAGUUCUCCUAUCUCUUCUGCCCUAAAAUAUCUACUAAAGGAGGUGAUACCCAUUAACAAGAUCUAAGUUGGCUAAGUUUACCUAAGGAUCAGGAAAUACUCACUUAUGUAUGACACAGGAAAACAAAAAUAACUAGCCAAAAGUAAAUAUCCUUGCAUGCAAACAUGAGAACUUUUACCAAAAAAGGGGGAUAAGUUGGAUUCUGAAAUUAGAAUAUUGAGCUAACAGAAGAUCAGGAGUGCUGUGGGAAGUGACACCAAACUUGGGGAACACCAGUGAUCAGUGUUUCACACAAGGUAAAAAUCAUAAAGGACAGUCAAAGAAGCUGGCACUGAUAAAUAUGUGGUGCUAUGUAAGAGUUUAUUGCUAUCAGCCAACUAAGUUAAUUAUCUAUUAAUAACAAUACAUAUGAACUGAAAUGCUGGCCUUUACUGGAAGAAUGCAGGAUUAAAAAUAAAGAAAAAGCAAUGGGAGACUUCUGUUAUCCCAUCAUUGAUUUAUUAAAAACCAUAUUAAGGUAUGAUAUUGAUGUUUAAGUGUUUAAAUGCAACAAACGACCAUUCUGCCUUGCACUAUUGCCAACACUGGUUAUCGAUCACAGCUGAACCAGGACACUGCAUCUCACGAACCUUUAAUCUGAGCCAGUUUAUUAUUUACUCAUCCUCCCAUGCCAGGGCAGUUCUGAAAAAAAAAAAAAACAAACCCACCCAAAAACCAAACAACUCUGUGAGAUCUUACACGGUAAAUUACAUGGUAAAUUGGACUUUACACACAUCAAAACAGUCCAGGGCAAGCUCGGCUCCAAAAUGGUUUAAAGAAACAAGUUCCAGCACAAAUUUGUAUAAACCAGAUGCUGCGGCUAAGGCAGACGGAUUCCCAAAAUCCAGCGGGAGCACAGGCAACAUUAUUGCUCUACAAUGCACAGGAUUUUGAUUCCGAAUAUUAUCCUUUUGUAGAACGUAAUGAGUUACAAAGGAACAGGAAACUAGCAAUACAGCUAAUGGAAAGAAUGACAGGAGAAGCUCGCCAAUUCACUCUUAGAGUAAACAGCGCAUUAGCCACUAGGUUCUAGUCAUGCUCUGACAUCUAGAAACAAACACCUCCCUGCCCACCGCUGCACAAACCCAGCCAGCCCUCAUUUCCCCGCUCCCACAGGCAGAGGGAAACUAACACGGAAACGCCGCGGAAGCGCCGAGCCCCGCUCCCUCAUGGCGGCCGCGCAGGCGCACGGGCCGCUCCCGCCCCCGGAUCUCCCGCCCUCGGUUCCGGCGGCCUGAGGGGCGGCCCGGCCCGGCUGAGCCCCGCUGCAGGGUGAGCUCGGAGCCCCGCCGCCCGCAGCGCCAUGGACAGCUUCCUGGAGGAGGAGGGCGAGGAGGCGCCGGCGGUGGUGGGGAAGAGAAGGAGGAGGAGGAGCCCCGGCGCCCAGGCGGCCCCGCAGCCGCCCCUGCGCCUGCCCUUCCUGCCGGAGCAGCCGGUAUCUUCCAACGAACACAAGUUAAACUUCAAGAAGAGCAAGGAAGCAUGUUUAAAUUACAUUCAGGAUGCCUUGCUCCAAAAGCAGUGGAAAAGGGCUGCAGAGUUCCUGACCUGCUAUGUUGAGUCACUAGAGAAGGACUAUUCCAGAGAACACAUUGGUCCAUCAGAGAUAAUUUGGAGAAUAGGAACUGAAAUUUUGUGGCAUCAUUCCCAAAGCAGCAUGAAAGAGUUCAAUUGUUUCAUAGAACAGAUGAAAACUUUAGGAGUAAAAAGGUACUUGAAGGUCUGCUUGGAGCAUGUCUUUCAUCUCCUCUGCAAUGGGCAAAUUGAUGAAGCCUACCAGAACCUGUCCCUGGCAGAAAGCUGGAGGUUUGGAGAGCAAACAGCCAUUCAGGAUAAGGAAAUGAAGCUGAUUCAGGCUUACAGAGGACUCUUGGACUACUAUAGCUGGUCUAAGCAAAAGAAUAUCCUGUUAGAGCAUGGUGAGGAUGGAUUUUCAGACUUGGCUGUUGAGCAGGAAAUGCACGGUUACUUUCGGAAGGCAGCAAUGAACUUGAAGGAGAUUAUUAAAAUACCUGGAGUCUGGGAUGUCUUUGUGAAAUGCUAUGUGGAUUUGCUGGAGUUCUAUGGAGACCACAACGAGGCCCUCCAAGUGUUAAAUGAAUAUGCCUACAACUCCAAGUUCCCUGCUAACCCCAAUGCUCAUGUCUACCUCUAUCAGUUCCUCAAGAGGCAGGGUGAAUCCAAGAAAUCCCUCAUAUCUGCACUGAAGAUCUUGCAUGAUAUUGUUCCUUCUCAUGAACUGAUGAUAGAUUUUAAUACCAUGCUUCAAAAAUCAAAGAAAAGAAAAAAACGUCGGCUGGGCCUAGAAGUUAUUUUUACAGCCUUGGAUUACGCUGGCUGGAAAGAAAAUGCAAAAGCAUGGAGCUGUUUGGCAAGACAGGUGAAACAAAUUGUAAUCUCUGAGAAGCAUCUUGACUGGAUCAAGCAAGAGUGGAGCUCCAGGAAGGACUGGUGGCCAGCCUUCCAUUUUAGCCGUUACUUGGCAAAAAGGAAUUGGCAGGAAAAUAAAAGCCUUUCAUAUGAAAAAGCUCUGGUGGCUGGACUCCUACUGGGAAAGGAUUGCAAAUACUUUAAAUAUGUAUCACACCAAGGCUGCAAAGCUCAGCUGAAAAGGUUUCGGAUGCUGAAGAAGUUUGUGAGCAGGCACAAUCUUAUCUACAUGAGAAUAUCUGGUCCUCCAGAUUCCUCUGUUCAGCCUUGAUGAGGUGGUGUCUUUAAGGUUCUUGGUGUACUUUUUCCUCUCUGUAAAAUGGACUUCUGUGUUGGCUACUCCAAAACUUCUAGGCAGACCCUAUUGACUCAGUAUUAGACUUAUUUUUAUAUAUAUUUAUGUAAAAACACUUUGGUUUGUAUUUAUUUUAUAAUAAAAUGAAUAUAAAUCAACUGAUAAUGUUGAAGAAUUUCUGUAAUGUUACUUUCAUGUUUGUGUGAAAUGCAAACAGUGUUGAUUCCAAAUACAUCUUGAAAGAGCAGA